AUGGAUCCUUCCUUUGAUAUACCCUGUGAAGCUCGACUAUCGAAUUCAAUUUUCAAAAACCGACUGAAACUAAAUCAAAACAGAACGCCGAGAUCGAAACAAAAACAACUGAUUACCGUCGAUUCGAAUGAUGCCGAGUUAACGCCUGGUGACCCUGAUCCCGUUGAAAAACCAGAAAUGACUUCCGAGAACGAUGAUAAUCGUGUUGUAUAUCGUACGGCAAGUGUGGCUUCUGCUAACCGAGUUAACACUCUUACAAAUCUCUCAAAGGCCGAUGCUUUUCAUCGUUCAAUCUCAUUUAAUCCGUCAAAUACAACUUUAUUCUAUAUUACAUCACCGGCUCCUGAUGACAAUUCAAUGACCUAUUCAAAUUCUUCAGUCACUUCUGAUCAGCCUUCAUUAUCGGUACCUGAGCAAGAAGUUUCAGUGACUUCCAAAGAAGAUUCUCGAAUAUCACAUGAUCAAGCCGAUCAGCGAUUACCAGCUGCACUAAUGUCUAAACAGCCGAGUCCAGUUUCUAUUUUAAUCGACGAUUUCGCCAAUUCAUCAAUUAGUAUCAAUAGCGGUCCGCCUGUAUCGAGACGAACAACGAUUUAUCUUGAAAAAGUACAGGAAAAUCCGAGUAAUUGCCAAUGUGCUGAUUGUAGUUCAGAAAAUCCGACCGUUGCCAUCAUGUCAUGGCUUCUGGUCAUAUGUAAAAAAUGUGCCGCUAUUCACCGUUUAAUAACAUCGGAUUUUCUUCGUCUUCAAUCGUUACUUACGAUUGCGUGUGAUCCUCAUUUAAUCGAAUUAUUAGCUGAGUAUGGAAACCAGUUUUCCAAUAACCUACUGGAAAAUGAGUCAUCGCUAUUGGUGAAGCCAACUGAACAGUCGAAUGAUUUAGAACGUCAACAGUACAUAAGAAAAAAGUAUAUUGAGAAAAUUUAUUUACAAUCGUACUAUCGACAUCGAACACUGUCAGAAGAUGAAUUGAAUAGAAUGUUAUACGAAAACGUCGAAACCACUGAUUAUGGCAAAACGAUACAUUUAUUCAUGUUAGGAGCGAAUGCUAACUACUCGGACAAGAUGUUCUCCGUUGCCGAUCAUGCUAAACGACAUCAACAAACUAAACAGAUGAAAAUCAUUCUCGCCAAUGGUGGUUUUUCUGAUUUUGAUUUCAUGAAAAGCAACGCAGAAGACGUCAAUGAGUCAAUCGUUUAUUUAUCAACUAAAUACAGCACUUUGAAAGAAUUUCUAACACGUUAUGAAAACAAUCAUCUGAAAAUCUUUCCGGUUACAUCUGACAAAUCUCAACGAUGCUUAUUCGAAAUCGAUCUAAAUAACAUUCUUGCUAUUCAUAAUCGAUCUGUACAUGGUGUUUCUUUGAAAUGUCGGCUAUCGAAUGCGCCGCAAGCAAAUGUCAAUUGUCAAUGUUCAUUGAUUGUUGAUGAUCAUAUAUCCACGAAUGAAUAUGAAUGUGUUUUUGCCAGUGAAAUCGAACGUUCCGUUUGGAUACGUGAAAUUAUUAAACGAGAAUAUUCCUAUCAUCAAUUGGUUUAUCCGAAUUUUAUUUUAUUAAUGAAACUGAAUGUACAAGAGGGAAUCAAUGCAGAAAAACAACAGGUUAUUGCCAUUGUCUAUGCCGGACGAUUCGUUCUUUGUUCGGAUACCAUCUUUGAUGAAGUGGACUUGAGAAAAUAUUCGAGCUUAACUUAUCAAAAAACUCCGGAAUUCACUGGUGUGAUUCUCUGUCUUGUUUCCAAUCGAUUUCUUUACCUCUCAUCGCCGAUUAGUAAACUAACGAACAUGUUGUAUUCGUGUCUACGUGAAGCUGUCCAAGUACGAACAUUGACAGAUAUAAAUCAACAGAUAUUAACAUCUCAGAACAUACCAGUGAUUGUCGAACGGUUCGUUAAUUUUAUUUUCGAACGUGGUUUACAAACAAAAGGCAUCUAUCGUCAAGCUGGACAAGAAUCGAAAGUGCGACAAUUAUUGAACGACUGUCUAACAGAUCCAUUUACACAUCUGUUAUCACAUGAAAACUACAGCGAACAUGAUGUUGCCAAUGCUUUAAAACGCUUCCUUCGUCAUCUAGAUGUACCAUUACUCGGCACACGGCAAAGUUAUUAUGCAUGGUUACGUUCAACUGUAGAUGAUACGAUGACCGAAGAUCAGUUAAUACAAUAUUAUCGAGUUUUGAUUAAAGAUCUCAAACAGCAUCUACCGAUUAAUUAUGCAACAUUGAGAUUAAUGUUGAUACAUAUGCAUACAGUUGCGGCGUUAUCUUCAAGAAAUGGAAUGACUCUGUCAAAUCUAAUAUCAACUUUUGCACCGUGUCUUAUCUCUCAAGAUAUUUCUGUCCCGCUGGAUUAUAAAGAUAAUCGAUUCGAAUAUCGAAAUAGAUCGCUUGACGAUCUGGAUAAAAGAGAUUCGGACGAUGACGAAGAGUCCUAUUUAAACCAAAACAACAGACCAACAUCUGCGAAUCUGAAAAGAAAUCAGUCAUUGCAUUCCAGAGCAUCUCGUCGUCUAUCGAUAGCCUCUGCAUCUCCUUCUCAAUUUCCUGUCUCAUCAGCUUAUGUUCAUGUUACACCAUCGAUCCAAGCUAAUCUGAUUAUUCUCACAAACCUUUGUAAAUAUUACUGUGAAUUAUUUGAUAUAACAUACGAGGAACUCGAACAUGAGAAAAAUUGUAUAGAAACUCUAAUCUCAUUCCGUGAAAAUCAACUCAUUCCACGCCUGUUAGAUGGCGCAAUGAUAUCUGUUUAUUUUGAAUCUCGUUCCGAUGAAUUGAACGGUUACGCUAUGAAUAUAUUCGAAGAAGAAACGACUGCCGAUAUGGUUGUCGAUAAGUUACUCAAACAAGUAAAUCAAAAUGAUUGUUUCUUCUGGUGUUUGUUUGAAGUUAUCAUUGAUCAAACUCUUGAACGACCAAUGUACUCUUGUGAGAAUAUAUCCGAUGUUCUAUAUCGUUAUCGAACAUAUCUCUCGCAUGAAUUGAAUCGUCAAGCGACAUUUGUAGUUAAACUCAAUUAUGUUCAAUUCGAAAAAGAACGUUUGGCACAACGACAAUCCGCAGUAAAUAAUCAUUCCACUCAAUGUGAAUAUUUUGAUAUCACUAAUCAACGAUGGAUGCCAUGUUUAUGGAUCUUUGAAAAGGCAACACUUGAAGUUCAUCGGGUAGUAACGAGCGCGAAUGAAAAAUCAGUGAAAUGGAAAGGGAAUGUUAAUUCUCAAGAUUUAACUGCCAGCGUCUCAUUCGAUCAACAAACACUGUUAAAGUCUUGGCCGAUUGAAGAAAUUUAUCUUUACAUCGGAGCUGACUGUCGUUUUGUCACUCCAUUUGAUAUGAAUGAGUAUCGAAUUAUGACUGUUCUACCUCCUGAAAUUCCCGAUGGAAAUUCUAGUCAAUUACCAUUUGGUUUUUCCUUCCGUUUUGCUGACCGUAAUCAAAUGUUUUUCUGGUAUUUGGAGAUCGUGCGGAAUAAUGGUCAUGACAAGUGGAGUCGUCGAGCAUCUCGAACAUUACCAAACGGUAUCAGUUAUUUACCAUUACAAAAUUAUCAUGCCUCGCCAUCUGCUUUGUCGAAAAAACGCUCGAUUAAAAUGAAAAGCAAAAUUAUCUCGAAAACUUCUCAUGUAGCAUCGAAUUUUUGUAGACAGCUACGUAAAUGA
Molecule: messenger RNA, 3654 nt
Organism: Adineta ricciae
Lineage: Eukaryota; Metazoa; Rotifera; Eurotatoria; Adinetida; Adinetidae
Source: the annotation of a GenBank genome assembly